This is a messenger RNA of Acanthopagrus latus (yellowfin seabream), 1218 nucleotides long. It is a transcript of the gene lim2.3, whose product is annotated as lens intrinsic membrane protein 2.3. Lineage: Eukaryota; Metazoa; Chordata; Actinopteri; Spariformes; Sparidae. The record is from RefSeq and is a predicted model, not a curated record. Gene Ontology annotation, molecular function: structural constituent of eye lens. The transcript is spliced from 5 exons. Gene Ontology annotation, cellular component: plasma membrane. Bases 188 to 709 code for a protein of 173 amino acids.
UUGGUCGUGGCUCAGCACGCUCCAUUGUUCCAUCAGCCCGUUUGUUCGCUUGGUUUCCUGCACACAAACAAAACUUUCCUGCCACUCUGGGCAAUAUCGGGCUUCUGUGUGCUUUGACAACCCGAAAUAUUGGAAUCUCUGACUUUUUCUUCAGGAAAAAAGAUAAAGUCAGUGUUUUUUUGGCAGGAUGUACAGCUUCAUGGGAGGUGGGUUGUUCUGCGCCGGAGUCGGGAACAUACUCCUCAUUGUCUCCACAGCAACUGACUACUGGAUGCAGUAUCGUCACUCCAGCAAUUACAUGCACCAGGGACUGUGGCGGUACUGUGUGCCCGGGAAAUGCAUGACACACACAGACAGCAUCGCCUACUGGGAUGCCACCCGGGCCUUCAUGAUCCUCUCCCUGCUGGCUUGUUUCAUCGGCAUUGUGAUCGGUGUCAUGGCCUUCAUCCACUACUCCUCCUUUGACGGGUUUGACAAGACUUUUGCAGCCGGCAUCCUCUUCUUCAUCUCCUGCUUCUUUGUGUUGCUGGCCAUGGCUGUCUACACAGGAGUGACAGUGAACUACUACGGUAAACGCUAUGGCAGCUGGCGGUUCUCCUGGUCCUAUAUAAUGGGCUGGGUGGCAGUGGUGCUCACAUUCUUCUCAGGUAUCUUCUACAUGUGUGCCUACCGGAUGCAUGAAUGCCCAAGAAACUCUAAUUCACGCUGACCUGCCAAAGACAUCAACAAACACACAUACAGACAUCAGCAUUGGUCCAUAAUUUAUGGCCGAGAGGAACCAAUCAACACCCCUGUAAACCUUCCAAACACUUUGUGUUAACCUUCAUGAUCAAGCAAAAUAAAUGAUGAAAAAGACUGUUGUCUGUAUUGUAUUGUCUCUCUACUUAAAAGUGAAUGAAAUGCAAGAAAGAAGAAGUGCGCAAGACAAACUGUGACACCAGGAUUGGAGCUGAUAAAGCCUCUUGUACUUUGGAGUCUGUUGGGAAACCAUGACAGAAUGACGUGUGUUUAAUAGCGACAAACAUCUUCUUUUAGAGGGUGAAAAGUCUGUGACUCAUAUAAUUGCUCAAGUGCAUUAAUCAGCUGAAUGUGUUUUAAAAUCAUAAAUCAACGGCUAUUUAAUAGGAAAAGAUUUAUGUAAUGAAAUCUACUAAAAACAAGAUAAAUGGCAAUGUUAGAAAUGACCUGAACUCAGCAUAACAGUGAUGUCACACUGUA